CAAAGUUGCUUUGGACUAAGGGAGCGCGGCCAGCCCUCUGCCAGGCUGCGCGCUGGAGUGAGGUCUCCAGCCCCCUCCGCAGGGAGAGGUGCCCGCAAGACAGCGAUGGCCGGAGAGCUCAGCAUCGGAGCCGAGCUGCCCACCAGCCCGCUGGCCAUGGAGUACGUCAACGACUUCGACCUCAUGAAGUUCGACGUGAAGAAGGAGCCCCUGGGCAGGAACGACCGCUCGGGCAGGCACUGCACCCGCCUGCAGCCUGCCGGCUCCGUCUCCUCCACCCCCAUCAGCACCCCCUGCAGCUCCGUGCCCUCCUCGCCCAGCUUCAGCCCCACCGAGCAGAAGACCCACUUGGAGGACCUGUACUGGAUGGCCAACAGCUACCAGCAGAUGAACCCCGAGGCGCUGAACCUCACCCCAGAGGACGCUGUCGAAGCCCUCAUUGGGUCCCACCAGGUGUCCCAGCAGCUGCAAGGCUUCGAGAGCUUCCGGGCUCACCACCACCACCAUCACCACCAUCACCAACACCACCACCAGUACCCCGCGGUCACUCACGAAGACCUGGCCGGCAGCGGGCACCCGCACCACCACCACCAUCAUCACCACCAGGCCUCUCCCACCCCCUCCACCUCCUCCAGCUCCUCCCAGCAGCUCCAGAACUCGCACCAGCAGCAUCCCCCCUCCAGCAGCGUGGAGGACCGGUUCUCGGAUGACCAGCUGGUCUCCAUGUCCGUGAGGGAGCUCAACAGGCACCUCCGAGGCUUCACCAAAGACGAGGUGAUCCGCCUCAAGCAGAAGAGGAGGACCUUGAAGAACAGGGGCUAUGCCCAGUCCUGCAGGUAUAAACGUGUCCAGCAGAAACACCACCUGGAGAACGAAAAGACCCAGCUCAUUCAGCAGGUGGAACAGCUCAAGCAAGAAGUGACCCGGCUCGCCAGAGAGAGAGACGCCUACAAGCUCAAGUGUGAGAAACUUGCCAGCAAUGGCUUCAGAGAGGCCGGCUCCACCAGUGACAACCCAUCUUCCCCCGAGUUCUUCAUGUGAGUGCUUAAAAAAAAAAUAAUUAAAAAAAGAAAAACCAACCCAAACAAAAAAUCCCUACCCCCCAAACCUGACCCCCGUCACCUUCCCCCUCCCCACUUCCCCGUUCCCAUCCUCCUCUGACAUCUCCAUCCAUCUGUCUGCUUGACUAGAGAGAAAGAAGGAGAGAAAAAUAGAGACUUGAUUUUUUUUGUUUGUUUUUUGCAGCAUCCAGUCUUCUAGAGUAGCUGUGGGAAAAGUAGGCUGGGGGUGGGGACGGGAGAGGUAAAGUGCAACUUUUCGACUUUCGUGUGUGAGUUAGAGAGAGGGACAGAGGCAGAGGCAAAGGAGAAAAGGACAAGUGAAGCGUUUUAUAGAUCGCUUGCUUGCAGAACGAGAUGGACUUUAAGAGAAUACUAAUAAAAAAGGACAAUGAACAAGCCAUCUAUAACGUACUGCCUGCUUGGGAAGAGAGAGGACAUACACAGCACCAUCUCAUGCACAAUUUACCUGCUUGGAAAAAAAAAAGAGAAUAAAUAAAAAGGACAAUAUAUGCAAACUCUUCAUAUAUUGCCUGCUUUGAGAAAUAAAGUUACAGGACUCAGAUGGGACAUUCAAUUUAAGAAAGAAAGAAAGAAUGAAAAAAAAAAAGAAAGAAAGAAAAAAAAAAAACUCAUCAGUUUUAUUACCUGCUUGAUUAUAUAGAAAAAUACGAAAAUCUGCAUUAAAAAUAUUAAUCCUGCAUGCUGGACAUGUAUGGUAAUAAUUUCUAUUUUGUACCAUUUUCUUGUUUAACUAUAGCAUGUUGAUCAUCGAUCAUAGAUUUCUGUUGUUGUUUUGUUUCAUGGGUAAGAAAAGCAUCACAAGUUAUCAAACUUUUUACUGCUUGUGCAGUUUUGUUCGUUGGUUUUGCUCUCUUGUUUUCUUUUAUGGUUGUUAGCUUGUAAAUAUCUGCUACUUCAAACCGCACAGGAGAAAAAAAAAAAGACAACUCAAAAGCAAAAUAACAUUUCAGCAGGCUGGUUAUACGGUUGGUUUGGUAUUAAAGAGAUACUUAAGGAGAAAAAAAAGAAGUUAUGGGCAUUUUGCAUUAGAAAAAAAAACAACUUUGUAUAUCUGGUGCACUUUUAAGUUGUAUUGUUUUUUGAAUUUUAUUUUUUUUUUUUUUAGUUUUCAUUUUG
This is a messenger RNA of Merops nubicus (carmine bee-eater), 2198 nucleotides long. It is a transcript of the gene MAFB, whose product is annotated as v-maf avian musculoaponeurotic fibrosarcoma oncogene homolog B. Gene Ontology annotation, molecular function: DNA-binding transcription factor activity, RNA polymerase II-specific; RNA polymerase II cis-regulatory region sequence-specific DNA binding. The transcript has a single exon. Gene Ontology annotation, biological process: regulation of transcription by RNA polymerase II; regulation of myeloid cell differentiation. Gene Ontology annotation, cellular component: nucleus. Bases 106 to 1041 code for a protein of 311 amino acids. The record is from RefSeq and is a predicted model, not a curated record. NCBI's taxonomy places the organism in Eukaryota, Metazoa, Chordata, Aves, Coraciiformes, Meropidae.